Molecule: messenger RNA, 330 nt
Organism: Pseudogymnoascus destructans
Lineage: Eukaryota; Fungi; Ascomycota; Leotiomycetes; Thelebolales; Thelebolaceae
Exons: 2
Coding region: 1-330 (109 amino acids)
Source: RefSeq, a predicted model, not a curated record
AUGAAGAAGAGUAUUACGAGCGAGAUUGCGCGGGACGAUCAGAAGCUUAAAAAAACUUCCGCAGAUCUGAUCGGCGAAGAUGUCGAGAUCGAUGAAGAAACUGUUGGAAACGGCGGGUAUGACAUAGCGGAUUCGAGUGUGUGUGCAAUCCUGGUCACGAGAAAUAGCGAGGAUGGGGCUGUUAGAGUCAGUGGUUUGGAGAACGAGGACGAAAAUGUAGUGACUGGUCCAAGAGAGAAAUCGGGCUAUUGCAUCGUCGUCGUGAAGUCUGGCCAGUUAUGCUCCAUAUUGGGAAAGCCCACUUAUCGCUUCAUAAGACGUUGGACAUGA